ACUUGAGUGACUCGAGAAACAACAAGACUCGGAUCGCAUCACUAGAGUAAGUCAGAAACUGCUCUCUCUUUCUUCAACUGCGAGGUGUCACUUUGUGAAGGUCACAAUGGGGCGCCGGCCAGCGAGAUGCUAUCGCUAUUGUAAAAAUAAACCUUACCCAAAGUCACGGUUUUGCCGUGGUGUGCCUGACCCUAAGAUCCGUAUUUUCGACUUGGGCAAGAAGAAGGCAGCAGUAGACGACUUCCCACUUUGUGUGCACUUAGUGUCGGAUGAAUAUGAGCAGUUGAGUUCGGAGGCUCUUGAAGCAGGCCGUAUUUGCUGCAACAAAUAUCUCGUGAAGAACUGUGGCAAGGAUCAAUUCCACAUCCGCAUGAGAUUGCAUCCGUUCCAUGUCAUCCGCAUCAACAAAAUGUUAUCGUGUGCUGGAGCUGACAGGCUCCAGACUGGGAUGCGUGGCGCUUUCGGCAAGCCACAAGGCACCGUAGCACGCGUACACAUUGGACAGCCCAUCAUGUCCGUCCGCUCCAGUGACCGCUGGAAGGCGCAGGUUAUUGAAGCUCUGCGUCGUGCCAAGUUCAAGUUCCCUGGACGUCAAAAGAUCUAUGUGUCCAAAAAAUGGGGUUUCACUAAGUAUGACCGUGAUGAAUUUGAGAAGUUGCGUGAUGAUGGCCGCCUCGCCAACGACGGCUGCAACGUCAAAUACCGCCCCGAGCACGGGCCCCUGGAUGCCUGGAGGAAGGUCCAGGUCGAAAUACACAACAUAUAAUAUGAAUUGAACAAUAUACUGUGAAAUUCUACAA
Diatraea saccharalis (sugarcane borer) is the source of this 800-nucleotide messenger RNA. The record is from the annotation of a GenBank genome assembly. NCBI's taxonomy places the organism in Eukaryota, Metazoa, Arthropoda, Insecta, Lepidoptera, Crambidae.